GUAUGAUUGUGGUAAAGAUCAUUAACUGAUCUGUCGAAAUAAUGAUUAUUGCCGAAAAACGCGUCGCGCCCUUGGAGACUUGUGCGGAUAAGCAAAAAGUGACUGUUGAAUCUGUAGAUUGACAAGAAUUCUAACCACCAUGUUUAGACUUACUCAUCGAAGUUCAAAACCCCAGUGGCUAACUGUUACAAAUAAGCCUUCCCUUUUUAGCUCUCUGAGAUCUGCUUUUCUGAGUAAAUUUGGAAGUGCAAGCAACUCUGACAACAGUACUAGACAGGAACAGCCACGAUCAAAGAGUGCUAACACCUCAGAACAGCAAAGGAAGCAGCUACCAGUAGUGAGCCAAAUGGAGUCUAUGUCUGUCGAUUUCGACUCUGACUUCGGAGAUGACAUUAGUGUGAUCAGCCUUGGAGAGGGCCCUCAACUGAGAAUAGAUGGAAGUGGAAUUAACACCACACCUCCAAAUAAUAUUUGUGACAAUCUAUCAAAACCAACCACUACUGCCGGUACUGCUUCACCAAACAAGAGCAUGAAGACACUAUCUCCCAUUGAGCCAGUCUACCAUAAGAAAGCCAUGUCUAAACUAAACAAAUUGCUGGAAAAUGGAAACGUUGCUGAUGGUGAAAUCCCAAACACUGGCUUAGAGAAGGAGAGAGAAGCAAGGAAAGAUGACAGUACCAAAUCGUCACCCCAAGCCACGCCACACAUAGCUGAGAUAGAUGAGCUACGCAAGAGAAUCAGUGAAAUGGAACUAACAAUAAAUUCAAAGAACAAACAAAUUUCACAGCUAAUCAAAAAUGAAGACUCGAACGCUGCGAAACAAAAAUUGGUCAAGAGUUUCAAGUCGACUGACAGAAAGCUAAAAAAGAUGAAGAGUGAAGUGCUGAUACUUGAGCAUAAAGUGGCUGAAAAGCCAGCUAUUCAAUUGAGUGGCUCAACAAAGUCUGAUGGCAGAGCUGUUAGUGACACAAAUACUGCCCUGACGGUGAUCACUAGAGCUGACCAAGUACCAAUAAUCUUUGUUAAACCUGCAACAGGAUCAAGAGUAAUCUCAUUCACACCGCAGCCCACCGAAACGGCUAGUGUUGCCAUAUCUCCUCGUCGUCCAACCCCAGCUGUUCGAAGGUUCUCGUUGGCCCCUGACAAAACCACCAUUACACCAGGAGAGCGUAUGAUGAAAGAAAGACUGAAGAUUGAGCGUGAGUUGACGUUUGGCAACAGGCAACAAGCUGCUUACCCAUCUAGCUUCAGUGCGACAGAAAAUAUCCGAGGACAAAAUCCCUACAAGUGCAAAAACUUCGACAGAUAUUACAGGACAAGGAACAUUGUUAAUUCUCAGCACAACGGUUUCAAGAAAACAAAGAAAUUUGAACAGCUGAACAAUACCGAGUUUUGUACGACAUCCUCUACGAAACUGUCUGCGGGAUCAAGAGUACUCCACGCGAGAUACUGUGAGAAAGUGGAAUCUGCUGAUAGUGAUUUGCAGUAGUCAGGCAGAAGAGAGAAAUGACUAUAAAUUACUCCUUUUUAUAGUCAAUCUUUUUCUUAGCCUUGAUUGAAUAUUAUUCGUGCAGUGUACCGUAUAGAGGGUUUAAAUUAACGUUCA
Molecule: messenger RNA, 1606 nt
Organism: Halichondria panicea
Lineage: Eukaryota; Metazoa; Porifera; Demospongiae; Suberitida; Halichondriidae
Exons: 3
Coding region: 140-1489 (449 amino acids)
Source: RefSeq, a predicted model, not a curated record